Molecule: messenger RNA, 891 nt
Organism: Cyphellophora europaea CBS 101466
Lineage: Eukaryota; Fungi; Ascomycota; Eurotiomycetes; Chaetothyriales; Cyphellophoraceae
Exons: 1
Coding region: 1-891 (296 amino acids)
Source: RefSeq, a predicted model, not a curated record
AUGCACCUAUCUGCGCACACUUGGAUGCGGCCUGAGCCUCUGGAGACAACUCUGCAACGACUCAGUCGUCUCGGCUACUCGAGUAUCGAGCUCGCCGGCGAACCUGACCAGUACUCCGUGGAACAGGUUCGUCCACUUCUCGAAAAGUACAACAUAGAAUGCUGGGGCACGGUCACAGUACAGCAUGGCGCUCGCAACCUACUCGCUGCUGAUUCACAACAGCGACGGAGUACCAUCGACUAUAUGAAAGAGGUUGUUUCGCUCGCCGCUGGCCUACGAGGCAAGAUCGUCACGGUUGUUCCUGGAAACGUGGGCACGCUCGUGCCAGACUCUACUCCCGAGAACGAAUGGAAGUGGGCCGUCGAGGGGCUACGCGAAGUGGCAGCAUUCGCGCAAGAAAAGCAUAUUCGACUCGCCAUAGAACCUCUGAAUCGGCUUGAAACGUACUUCUUGAAUCGAGCAGAACAGGCGGUAGCCCUUGCAAAGGAGGUCGGUCACGGCUGUGGGAUCGCCUUUGAUGUGUUCCACCUCGCCAUCGAGGAAAAAGACAUGUUUGAGGCGAUGCGCACUUACGGUCAAUACAUCGUUGAUGUUCAUGUCGCAGACAACAACCGUCUUGCCCCAGGAAAUGGCUCUUUCGAUUGGCCCAGGAUUAUGGCAACUCUAAAGGAGACUGGCUAUGACGGAGCGGUGGCUGUGGAGGCCAUGCCACCUAUUGAUCGUACACCUCUCGGGAAAUUUGGCACUCUGCAGCUCGAGACGGGAGAGGUUAGCAUCACCCCUGACCAGCAUGAUUUUAUUAUCAACCAUGGCUCAGGGCUCUUCUCUGAAAGUUAUUACAGCGGAAUCAUCGCCCGUUCCGCCGAGACACUAUUGCCAUUCCUCAAUUGA